Punica granatum (pomegranate) is the source of this 1489-nucleotide messenger RNA. The record is from RefSeq and is a predicted model, not a curated record. NCBI's taxonomy places the organism in Eukaryota, Viridiplantae, Streptophyta, Magnoliopsida, Myrtales, Lythraceae.
UAAGCCCCUCCCGCUAAAAGGUGCAAGCAAAACGGAAAUAUCUCAUCUCGAACGGCGAUAGCAAUGGCGACUGUCAGUAACUCCCUCUGCUCUCCGCCUUGUAGGUGGCGACCUGCCACCGCGCUGGCGCGAUGGUCGCCUCCUCGGCCGAGGACUCGCGGCUGCUCUCCCCCGCCAUCUCUCUCCUCUGCAGAACACACUCUAGCGCAGAUUGAGAAUUCCGGCGUCAUCGCUUGUCUUCGCGCCAGUAGUCCGGAGCUGGCAAUGGAAGCUGCAUGUGCUGCACUUCGAGCUGGCAUAUCAGUUCUGGAGAUUGUAGUGUCCACUCCAAGUGUGUUCGAGGUCUUACAGCAAUUGGUGCGAGACUAUCCUGCAGCAGUUUUAGGAGUGUAUCAGGUUGGAACUGUUUUGAAUGCUAAGGAUGCUCAAAUCGCAAUCAGUGCUGGUGCGAGGUUCCUCAUGAGUCCAGCAAUGGUUAAGGGCAUUUUGGCUGAUACGCUGGCCAGUGAAGUUCUAUACAUUCCUGGUGUAAUGACUCCAACUGAAAUACUGUCUGCUUAUGAUGCUGGUGCCAAAAUUGUCAAGUGUUGGACAGGUCUAUCCAGUUUCAGCUCUAGGAGGUAUCAGUUACAUAUCAGCAAUUCAGAAGCCUUUCCCUCACAUUCCAAUGGUUGCCUCUCAAGGUGUUACAAUAGAAUCAACGGGAGAAUAUAUUGCUCAUGGAGCAUCAGCAGUUGUCCUAUCAGAAGCUAUUUUCAAUAAAGAGGCAAUGAGUCGAUGCAAUUUUGAUUUGAUAUCUCAACUCGCCCUGAAGGCUUCCUUGCUCGGCAAUGAAGCCGUGAAACAGAAGAGAAGGUGUACUCGAUAAUAAACUUGUUUGCAAAAGGAGGCUUUAUUUCUUACAGCACGGAGACCGUCACGUUGAAUACAGCCCUGGUGACUGACUGCUUGAGGUCAGAUGGAUAGAAGCUGAUAAGAAGGGGUAAAACCUUCAGCUCAUCUCCCCUUUUCAUCACCUAAUCAUUUUACCGAUGUUACAGGCCUUUGAAUCCGAGGGAAUCGAUUGCUAGGGAUAAGAAAGGAUACAGGAGGCCAUUUUAUGUUAGUCGUCCCUUCAAAUGCUUCAGCUGCGUGGUCGACAUGUUUCUUUAGCCUCGUGUUUCUCUUUGAGAAAUGUUUGGACGAAAAAUUGGAGGGCCAGCUCGUGAAGGAAUAUUAAUCUAAUAUGUAAUACAAGCAAUAGAAGUGUUUAUCAACCUGAUUGAAACGAACCUGAAAUAUAGAGAACCAAAUGACGGGAUAUAAAAAAAAAUACAAUGAUAGGAGGUGUACGAUUACAUUUAUUUACGAUAUUGAGUUGAGUCUUCGGUUCAAAGAAAAAAUUAUUCGAAGGUUACAAUUUUGAAGAUGCAGUACUCAUUUAGCGAGCAUCUAGUAUAUAAAGAUAUUUGUACUUCUUUUCACAUACGGAAAUAUCAAAUUCCAAUCA